UUUUGUUAGUGUACAUCGUUAGCAAUACCAAGCAACCUGUAUUAUAGAGAUUUUUGUACAUAAUGUCAAAAAACCAAGUCCCUCACCCAAAAUAUCUUUAUAAUCCAGGUUUCUUGGUAUUGUUAACUUGUACUUAAGAUUCAAGAACUGAGUUCAGCUUUCUCCAGUCGAGCGCACACAAAAUCUUCAUUCUCAGUCUCCCCAUGUCUGCCACGCUAUUUCUCUCCCCUCCUCCUCUCUCUCUCUCAAACAACCCCCAUUUCCUUCACAAUCCUAUUAUAAUUUCCGACUCAUACUCUUUAAACCCCAUUUCUCUCGUAAACCCAAAACCAUUCCGUACCUCCAAGAUCGUCAAUUCACUCCCAUUCAACUCCUCCACCACCAACAACAACAAUGAUGAAUUGGAAAACCCAGAUUUCUCUUCUUCAUCAGAGCCCUUUUCGCGUGCUGUUAAAAUGCCCACGCCUCCAUGGAUGAGGGUUACUCAAGUCACAGAACUUUCCAAACCAAGACACAAUAAUAACUCGUUCAAUGGCGGAGAUGGGACACCCGAACCGUCAUUGACGGAGAAAAUAAGCGGAGGAAGGGGCAAGAAAGCGAUGGAAAAUAUAGUACAGAGCAUUGAAAAACUUCAAGAAACCCAUAGAUCAGAGAAAACCAACAAGAAAGAAGACGAGUUUGAAUUUGGGGUUUCCUUGGAACAGUUUUUGGGAGAUGGGGACUCAAGAAUUGGCGGGAAAAUGCCAUGGUCGAAGGACGAGAAGGUGGUGUUUCGGAGGACGAAGAAGGAAAAGGUGGUGACGGCUGCCGAACUGAGUCUUGAUGGAGUGUUGCUUGAGAGAUUGAGGGCUGAGGCUGGAAGGAUGAGAAAGUGGGUGAAAGUUAAGAAAGCUGGGGUGACUCAAUCGGUUGUUGAUCAGAUUCAUUUCAUAUGGAAGAACAAUGAACUUGCCAUGCUCAAAUUAGAUAUGCCAUUGUGUCGGAAUAUGGACCGGGCAAGAGAAAUUGUUGAGAUAAAGACUGGAGGCUUGGUUGUAUGGUGUAGGAAAGACAUACUUGUUGUUUAUAGAGGACGCAAUAAUCAGUUGACUCUGAAAGCUUGUCCAGAGGUGUACCCCUGUUCUGCUGGUGGUCAAAAAGCUUAUUCCUUGUAUGACAGAUGCCAUAUUUUAGAAGAUAAUGUUGCUUCUUCUCAAGUAAAAACAAAUGGAAAUGUUUUGAAUGAACAGAGGAGUAGAAGGGAUGGACAUGAAGAGAAUAUACCAAUAAAUGGGUCACUGUUUGAGAGAGAAGCUGAUAGGUUGUUGGAUGGCUUGGGACCUCGUUUCAUUGAUUGGUGGAGGCCAAAGCCUUUGCCGGUAGAUGCAGACUUGCUUCCAGAAGUGCUUCCUGGAUUCAGGCCUCCAUUUAGGCUUUGCUCACCUCAUGCUAGGUCAAAGCUGACUGAUGAUGAACUGACAUACUUGAGGAAGCUUGCUCUCCCUUUACCCACCCAUUUUGUCCUUGGGAGAAACAGAAAACUUCAAGGCUUAGCUGCUGCCAUCUUAAAAUUGUGGGAGAAAUGUCAUAUAGCAAAAAUUGCUGUGAAAUGGGGAAUUCCCAACACCAGCAAUGAGCAAAUGGCAUAUGAGCUCAAGUGUCUCACAGGAGGAAUACUGUUACUGCGAAACAAGUUUUUUAUAAUACUUUAUAGAGGUAAAGAUUUUCUCCCUCUGACAGUUGCAAAUAUAGUAGCAGAAAGAGAAAUGGAGCUUAAAAGGUGCCAACUUCAGGAAGAAGCUUUACGCCUAAAAACAAUUGAAACUUUUUAUGCAACUGAUGAAGCAUCAGUGAACACUGGCACAGCUGGAACUUUAUCAGAAUUCCAGGACAUCCGAACAGAAUGUGGGGACCUGAAAAAUGAAAAUAGAGAGUCUGAGCUUCAGUUGGAAGCUGAAAGGGAGAGAUUAGUAAAAGACCUGAGAAAUCAAGAGCGCAAGCUUUCCAUUCUUAAAUCAAAGAUAGAGAGAUCAGCAAAAGAGUUAUUAAAAUUAAAUUCUGCAUGGAGACCUUCUGAGCAGGACGCAGACCAUGAAACGAUAACAGCAGAGGAGAGGGAAUGUUUUCGAAAGAUAGGAUUGAAGAUGGAUAGCAGUUUAGUGCUUGGAAGGCGAGGGGUUUUUGAUGGUGUGAUAGAAGGUCUACAUCAGCACUGGAAGCACAGAGAAACAGUCAAGGUGAUUACAAUGCAGAGAAUGCUUUCACAGGUCAUUUAUACUGCAAAAAUGCUAGAAGCAGAAAGUGGCGGAAUACUAGUUUCAGUGGAUAAGAUGAAAGAAGGCCAUGCCAUAAUUAUUUACCGUGGUAAAAAUUACAGACGCCCUCCAAAGUCGGUGCCUCAGAAUCUCCUGACCAAAAGAGAAGCAUUGAACAGGUCUCUUGAAAUGCAGAGAAUUGGAUCACUGAAGUUUUUUGCGUAUCAGCGACGGCAGGCAAUCUCUGAUUUGAAAGUCAAACUGGAAGAGUUACUGAAGAUCAGUGGAAUUAAUCAAAGAGAAUCUGAGAAAUUCACAAGCAUGAGCUAGCCAGUGAAUCAUGUCAUAGAUCCUCCUUAUUUGUGUGUUUCUUGACUGACAAAAGGAUGUGGAUAUGCGAAUGGAGAAUAGUUUCUAACGUCUUAGACACCAAAUAACCCUCCAAGCAGGGAUGCAGUGACCUUAUCAAGAUGGCUCCUGAACCUUCCAUCUAUUGCAGAAUUUGCAUUCACACUUUCUCUCCCGCCAGAAACCCUUCUAUGAAGAACCUUAUGUAAACACCAAAAUUGAUGAUAUCUCUUAGGGAAAGGGAAGGGAUAAGAUUAGUUAUGAGGGAAAGCGAAGGGAAGGAUAAUUUUAACCCUCCGUUGUGUUUGGUUGGUUAAUGAAGGAAAAGAAAGGAAAGGAUAAUAAUUAUGUUUGGGAAAAGAAAGAAAAGGGAAGGAUAAUAAUAAAUUUACUAUUAUACCCUUAUUAUAUUUUAAAAGAGAGAUAUAUAUAUAUAUAAUCUCUUAUAUUUUGCUACAAAAAAAAAAAAAAAAAAAAAAAGAUUAGGGCAAAUCAUUUCAGCCUCCAUCUCUAAUCUCGUUCUCAUAUCUGAACUUGCCCUCUCCUCCUCUCUCUCUCUCAAAUCAAAACCCACAUCUUUCAGUUUCCAUCGCUGUUCCAAUUCGGGUUCGCCAUCGCCGUCCGCCUCAAAAAAUCAAGACCCACAUCUUUCAGUUUCCAUCGCUGUUCUACUUCUGCAGCUAUAGGUUUGCACUUUUACCCGAUCUGGGAAGCGGCAUCUGUUGAUGAAUGGUUAUACAAUGGUGGUCCUUAUGAGCUAUCGCUGUUCCAGUUCGGGUUCGCCGUCGCCGUCCGCCUCAAAAAAUCAAAACCCACAUCUUUCAGUUUCCAUCGCUGUUCCAGUUCGGGUUCGCCGUCCACCGUUCGCAAGCUUCCCGCGCUGAAUACAUGCCCAAUAUCAAGUGCAAUUUUGAGGGUAAAAGUGGCAUGACAAAUAUUAUAUGAGCCAUUGCCUGCCAUUGCCUUCCCUUUCCUUCCUUAUCCUCCCAUUUUUGGAAGGUUAAAGAAAUUACUGUACAUUGUUAUGAAGAACCCCUCCAAACCCUUCCCUCUCCUUCCCUUUCCCUCCACUCACCUUACCCAAGCACAAUUUUUUUAUAACCCUCCAUCACCUUCCCUUCCCUUUCCCUUCAAACCCACUCUACCAAACUGAGCCUUAAGCUCCAGUUUGGUAACGGACGAUGAAAUUGCUUUCCCUACUCAAACAUGAGAUAUAACCAAAGAUUAAUACCAACAAGUCAAUGAAUUAUUUUCUUUGAAGAACGAGUCAAAAUAAUAUCAGAUAGCCCUUGAUGAGCCAAGUCGAUAUCAGAAUUGGCGAAUAUGUUCACAAUAUGGCUGGAUGCAUGACAGUUAUGCAUCAAAGGGAUUUCACUUCAACUCAACAAAGACGUUUCCCAACUACUCUUGCAUUAAAGGGACAUGGCCACAUGGGAGCCAAAAAAGGAGAGGAAUGGAGCUUUUCUUGCUUUCGGCAUAGCAGGCCCCUGUGGGAGGCUCCCAUUACAUGUUAUUAGCUCAGUGGUAGAGUGCCCCUUUGAUUUGCAUUAUUGUGCCUGGGUGGUGAGGGCCCUUAGCCACAAAAACAGUUAAAUGUGCUCGUCAACCCACGUGGACCAUCGGAGCACAUAGCAUGUGGCACACUUUUUCCUUCUUGAACCAAGGUUUGAAACCAAACUUCUCCUGAUGGAGUGAUUCAAGAGCUGCCGGUUGUUAAUCGACUGCUUGUUGGUAAAGAUCCUAUUUGAAGAGAUUUUUGAAUUAUUCUUCACUCUAUUUUGAAUCACAAACUCUGUUAAGCCUUAUGGCAUGGCAUUCACACACUUCUCGUAAUUACACCAUUCAAGUUUUUUUUUUUUUUGGUUC
This is a messenger RNA of Cornus florida, 4448 nucleotides long. RefSeq names its product chloroplastic group IIA intron splicing facilitator CRS1, chloroplastic. Gene Ontology annotation, molecular function: mRNA binding. The coding region runs from base 204 to 2564 and encodes 786 amino acids. Lineage: Eukaryota; Viridiplantae; Streptophyta; Magnoliopsida; Cornales; Cornaceae. The transcript is spliced from 10 exons. Gene Ontology annotation, biological process: RNA splicing, via transesterification reactions. The record is from RefSeq and is a predicted model, not a curated record.